AUUGCAAUGGUAGCGCUCGUGUCGCGUCACUCGUGUACACAGGACUCUGCACCGAACUCGUGUACCCAUGAUGCUAUGGGUCAGUCGAAACUUUGACAGGCACGGAAGAGGAUACAAGCAAGCAAAAACACAAGAUACCCUGUAUCAUGCCGUGUUUAGAUAUGAAAAUGCGCGAGUGUCGAUAGCAUUCUGCGACAGUGUCCUGACAGUGUGGUGCUGCUGUCAGCGAUCCCCCGCAGUUCAGGCGCGACUUGCACGCGCAGUUCAUUGAGUGACAGGUAAGCAGACAUGGACCAUAAGGAAGUAUUUGCAGCAUUGCAGACAGUAUGUUCAGAAGUUAUCUUGGCUCUUGAUGGAUCUGUGAGCAAUUCUUCAAAUGUCGACGCUACUGAUCGUCUGAAGGGGGUGAUGAAGCAGAUUCAGGAACAUGGUCGUGCUGUUGAACCUUUGAUCACUGGCUUUACUACUGUCUAUCACCAUUAUGAUUUGGAUGCACAGACCCCUGGCAAUGGAUAUCGGACCUUAGUCAAGGUGGUCCAAUCCUGCGUCAUCCACAUCAUCCAGAAGGCCCGUUACAUCGCAUCAAACUGUACUGGAGCAUUUUUCCGGAUGGACCAUAAUGUUGUGGAAAUAGAAGCAUACUGUAGUGCCCUGUGCCAGCUGAGAGCGUUACUUUAUCUGGCACGGAUAAUCCUCAAUGACAAUGCCCACGGGCAGCUCUAUUCACAGGAUGAAGGGGGUUUAAGAGAAAGAUUUGUGCAAGAGUACAUCUCUAUGCACAAAGCUUGUUUCUAUGGCCGGUGCUUGGGGUUCCAGUUUUCCCCCUCUCUUAGGCCUUUUCUACAGACAGUAGUCAUCAGUAUGGUGUCCUUUGGUGAAAACUACAAAAAACAACAGACUGGGAUAGGCAUGGCUGCUCUUUCUUUCUUCACUUCGGGCAAAUAUGUGGUGGACCCUGAGUUGAGGGGGAAAGAGUUUGAGCGUAUCACUCAAAAUCUAGAUAUGCAGUUUUGGAAAACCUUUUGGAACGUUACUGAGUCUGGGCUGUUUUCGAGUUUGACAAGGAUUGCUUCCAGUGUGGUGCAAGUGAAUGUAACAUUAACUGUGCCAGCUGAAGGUCUGAGUUUGCCGCUGGCCUCUGACCCCAAUCUCUCAGUCACUGUGAACCCUCCAGUUGCACACUGGGGCCCUGGGCCAGUCAAUGUGCGCUUGAUCUCACACACACUCCGACAAGGACAGGACAGUGCAGAACUGUUAGCACUUUCUCGCCCCGAGGGGCCUCAGCUCUCUCUGCCAGGGAGUUUCAAUCGCCAGACAGCUCCUCUUUCUCCUUGCCUGGUCAUACACUUCCACGGUGGAGGCUUUGUUGCACAAACUUCAAAAUCACAUGAGAAUUACUUGAAGAGCUGGUCAAAGGAUCUGAAUGUGCCUAUUCUCUCUGUGGAUUACUCAUUGGCUCCAGAGGCCCCGUUCCCCCGGGCUCUAGAGGAGUGUUUCUAUGCCUACUGUUGGGCCUUAAAGAAUUGCCACUUGUUGGGAUCGACUGCUGAGCGUGUUUGUUUGGUGGGAGACAGUGCAGGUGGUAACCUGUGUAUAACCGUCUCUAUGAGGGCAAUAUCUCAUGGUGUACGCAUUCCUGAUGGGAUUGUGGCAGCGUACCCAGCAACUCUGCUAACAUCAGAUGCCUCCCCAUCCAGACUACUCACUUUAAUCGACCCUCUGCUGCCUUUGAGUGUCCUCUACAAGUGCAUCAAUGCCUAUGCUGGUGCAGGUUGUCAGUCAGUACAGCCAGCUCAGCAGUUAGACACUCUGGUGGCUUUGGGACAGGACACUGUAAAGAUGUUGAGUAACUUCGCCCAAGGAGCGUCAAAUUGGCUUCAGACUUUAAUAGAACAAAAGGCACCAUCAUCAUCAUCAUCAUCAUCCUCUUCAACCACAUCAUCAAAUGGUCCUUCGCCUUCCAAGUCAAAUUCUGUUGAGAAACCAAAGGAAGUCCAAGAUUACCCAGAAAAUUUUGAGCCCCUCCGGUCUAGAUGUCUGGUGGAUAUAGAGAUACCUUGCACACCAAUAAUGAAGAACCCAUUUGUUUCUCCUCUACUUGCUCCAGACAAUCUUCUCAAGGGGCUUCCUCCAGUGCAUAUAGUGGCCUCUGCUUUGGAUGCCCUGUUAGAUGACUCAGUGAUGUUUGCCAAAAAGCUGAGGAAUAUGAACCAGCCAGUGACUCUCACUGUGGUUGAAGACCUCCCUCAUGGCUUCCUGAGCCUAGUACAGUUCUCCAAAGAAACACAGGACGCAGCAGAUAUGUGUGUGAGAAAAAUCAGAGAAGUCUUCCAGCAAGAGGAACUCCCAGCUGGUCAGAGGCAGCCAGGGCUUGUUUAGACAGGGAAAGUCCUGAUGGUCCACAAAGGUCCACAAACCGAAAAUUAGGGGAAUCCAUCCACCAGCUCAGCUCCUGAAAACAACUGUAGAUCCAGCUUGCAACACCUAAAUCAUAUCUGCUAAGGCUUAAUGUGCAGUUUUGCAUCAGAGUGAUUUAUUUUUAGAAAUUCACAAUGACCAUUCACUGUUCUGUUCUGACCAAACACAAUGUCUAAGCAUCCACCAAAAUUUCACCAUUGUGCCUGUAGUGAUGCAAUAAGGUCUGUCCAUAACAUAUUUUUAAAACACUGUACUGUGGCUUUUAUUUGUCACAAUUUCUAACAUCUUGUUUUUAGCUAAAAUCCAAAUGGUUUUAAUGUUUAAAUGUAAUAGGGGUGUCAAACACACAGCCUUACUUUAUCUCAUAUAAUUUAACCCUUGUGCUGUGUUCACAACCAUUUACAUACUUGGAUGUGUGAAGUGUCUCAUUACUCUAUAUUAUCACUAAAUAUUGGCCUAAAUCUUUUUGUCAACGUGUUAUAUUUCAAUUAGCACAGGUUUUGCAUUUCUUUUUGGAUCUGAUUGAUCAUAGGCCUCAUUUAUCUGAGCUUAUGCGCCUCAAUUUUUGACCCGAAAAAAGCAUUAUUUGUGGAUAAUGUUGGCAAUAUCAAAUAAAAUUCAAAAUUAUCCUA
This is a messenger RNA of Megalobrama amblycephala (Wuchang bream), 3050 nucleotides long. RefSeq names its product lipase, hormone-sensitive a (gene lipea). The transcript is spliced from 11 exons. Bases 289 to 2379 code for a protein of 696 amino acids. Gene Ontology annotation, molecular function: triacylglycerol lipase activity; sterol ester esterase activity. Gene Ontology annotation, biological process: cholesterol metabolic process; triglyceride catabolic process. Gene Ontology annotation, cellular component: cytosol. The record is from RefSeq and is a predicted model, not a curated record. NCBI's taxonomy places the organism in Eukaryota, Metazoa, Chordata, Actinopteri, Cypriniformes, Xenocyprididae.